GAAACCUUUAUUCCGUGAACCGUGCGCUUUGUAAACACACAAACAAUUCUUCGAACCGGAGAGUUUUAUAUCAUAAUUCUCUUAAUAUUUUUGCUAAGACGAUGUCUUCCGAAGAGAAUGGAGAAAAACCUGUGGGAGAAGUGAAAACUUUUGAAAACUCUUCCGAGGAAAGUGGAGCUGAAGGUGACAGUGGCAAAGCUGCAAACGAACAUGAGGCAUCGGAUGAGGAGAAGGAGGAAAGCAGAAAAACUCAGGAAAGUAACACAGUCACUGGGAAAAUAAAUGGCGGAGACAAUCAUAAAGAGAAAAACACACCUGCUCCUGAACCUGUACAGAAACCAUCAGAUAAACGGGAAUUAACUAACCCAGACCCAAACGGUGACAAAGGUGAUCAGACUUCUGCUGACGAAUGUUCGAAAAAAUGUGAGCAGCAAUCAAGUCCUGAGAGAGAGCGACGACCGAAUCUUAUCCUCACCUCGAAUCCUGGUACCAAGUCGCCAUCAAGUCAUUUUCGCCUCAUGGGAAUUUUCCUCGCCGCCGCAGUUGCAUGCAUUGCUGUGGCUAUCUACCUUGGUCCCCCUAGGGACGAGGUGAAGACUGCCUUUGACCCGGUGAGAGUCUUCGAGAAUGGGCUUCCAAAGUUAAAGUUGUUAUUCACUAAUCAGAGCGACCGGUUUUGGAAGAUUUUAAGAGGUCGCGGAUUGGCUCAUCUGCGGAAUAAGGAUCCUUCACAACCACUGGUGUUCUUACUGGCUGCACCUCCAGCAGCACAUGAAUGCGUGGAUUGCCUGGCAACUAAAUUAGCAGAACUGCUGGAUCCAAGACAUAAAAAAACUUUGGCCAGAAUUGAUGGUGAAAACGAGAAAGCAAAUCCUCCAAAUGACACCAAACUAACGAUGGACAAAUUUUUGAAGGAAAAAAUAAAGGAUAGUCAUAGGGUAGUCCUCAUCCAUCACCUUGAGCUUCUCCCACCACCCUCACCGCUUUUGUUUCACUCUUAUUGUGAUGAUCAAAAUGCACCAGAUAAGCACUUGGCCAUUAUUUUUACUGUACAUAUGCCAGUAGAGCCCAGUCCAUCUCUGUCUCCUAAAGAAGCAGAGGGAAGUGUGGAGAAAUAUCUUUCAGGUGAUGUUUGGGCAAAGGAUAAUAAGGAUGCAGUUGCUUCUCUCCUGGUCCGCAUUGCUGACACCGUGGUGCUUAUGAACGGCGAAACUAGCAGUUCAGCAAGGGCCAUUUGUUCUUAAUCCACUAACUGUUAACAUUGAUUGGCAGGAUGAGUUAGUGAAUCAUUGUUACUCUGCUGACAGAUAUGUAGGAUUUUAUAGAAUAGAGCAAAUUUACAAUUUAGUCAACCAGAGGAUGUUGUCUUGAUUGAGCACUUGAUUCUCAGGAGUUGCUGACAAGAAAAUGUAAGGUUCUCAGGCAGGAGAAUUAGAAUUUAGAUCUAGAGUAUGAAAGAACUAUGAUUUGUAAGCUGAGGUCAAACAUGUAACAAUUGAUUGCUUCCUUUUCAUAGUGUUAAGUAAGGACUCACCUGGUUACUUUGGUUUGUUUUCUGUAGAAUGUUACUAAAUGAGAACUAUUGACUGUUCAAAGAAUACAGUAGAUGGUUCACAAUGUAUGCAAUUUAACAACUUACUUAGCAAUUUUGUCUACUAGUCAAAGCUAGACCUUUUAUAUACCUGUAAAUGUUAGGUUGUGUGGCAAACUAAAGGUAGUCCAAAAGACUUGUCAAAUUUGAUUAAGACUGUACCAUCUACCUUUCUUCAAUUCCAGUGAAACUGUGAAGUUAAAUGUCAUCAAGGGAUCUUUUUUUCUUUGGAAGUAAGUUUCUUAUUUUGGACACUAGUGUCCCAUUUUAGAUUUUUGUGUCUGAUUUUUAACACUGGUGUCUGUUUAUAGACAGUUCUGUAAUAUUUUAGACACAAUGGUCUGAUUUUGGACACUAGUGUUUGAUUUUGGAUAUUAGUAUCCAUUUUUUUACAGUAGCGUGCAAUUUCAGACACUAGUAUCUUGUUUUAGACACUGGUGUUUUCAAUUUUUGAUUUUGUAUGAAAAUUGAAUGGACGAAUGACACAUGGACCUUAAUAUGAUGUGAUCCACUAACGUUGAAAAUAGAUCAAGUCGAUGGAAAAAACACAUACCGCCUACAAAGAUGAUAAUACGGACCACGUAUAAAGCUGUCAAUUGUUUCUCAAAUGUUGCAUAUGUUAAAUAUUCAAAAGUGAUAUCUCAUUUACAUCUACAUCAACUUUUAUUACGUUGGUAAAAUCUGUUCAGACAUCACACCAACCAACCCACAUGCAAAGUGAGAAGACUAUAUGAAGGCUUGAAAUUAUAUUAUGAUCGAUUUUCAUCAAGAAAUGGGCCAGGAAUAUUCCAAAAUAGUGCAAAUAAUCGUGAAAGCUGAUUGCAGAAAAGCGAUUGUGUGACACUUUGUAAGUUGUAAGAUGACAUGUUAUCACAUACCAGACUAAAACACUCUUCAGAUUCUCAGUCUGCAUUUUGUACCCUCUCUGCAGUCUGCAGUCUACAUUUUGUAUCCGGUCUGCAGUCUGCAGUCUGCAAUUUGUACUAACAGGUAUCCAUAGUGCUAAUACAGUUUAUUUUUGGUUACAGUGCCAGACUCAGGAUUACAGUUAUUUGCACAACACACUCAAUCUACCACAAAAUACCUGCAUGUGAGUUAAUUUGACAUUUUUUUUCCUUUCUGCGUUAAUACUCUUCUUUCCUUUUGUAAGAAUGUAGACGU
Molecule: messenger RNA, 2752 nt
Organism: Pocillopora verrucosa
Lineage: Eukaryota; Metazoa; Cnidaria; Anthozoa; Scleractinia; Pocilloporidae
Source: RefSeq, a predicted model, not a curated record